GAUCUUCUGCUUCGGAGAUAAAUAUGGUGGCCCAUGUUUACGAUGCAAAAAGGUAACCAAGGGAAAAGUUGUGAAAUAUGUAGCGAAAUUAUCAAAGACAAAAAAUCCUACAGACAGGUGAAAUCAAAUGUAGAUUUUUGUCAGUUAUUUUUAGAACUGAACUUGGAAGAAGACGGUUACGUUUGCAAGUUUUGUGUUAACAAGUAAAACGAAAGUAGCGAAGUUGACCGAGAAACGGAAUGAGUUGUUGGCAGAAUUAAAAAAUGCUGUCGGUAGCAAAGUACUUACACCUGUCAUUAGAAAACGGGGACGACAAAAAACACACACCAACACCCCGUAAACUAAAGGUCCGACGCUUGUUGUCAUUCCCAAAUUCUCCUGGAGCUAGUGACGUGCGUGACCCAGCUGAUUCCAUAAAGCCAUUGAGAGAUGAAUCAGCAGGAGAGAGAUCUCAGCAAGCUGCAGAUGUAUUGGAUGAACAAAUUCAGCCCUUAGUUGUAGACAGUGUACAACCUGAUUCACAAACUAAGUUAUACCAUGAAAAGGACUUUGAUGUCAAGAGUGUGUGCUAAAAGAUGGACAUCGUGUUGUCAAAGAUUGGCCAUCGCUCAGUCAAGCUAACGAACCGCUUUCCAAACUUGAUCCAAAGGCUAUGCAACAGUGGAUGCAGUUUCAGAAGAGAAUUGCUUCCAAAUUAGAACAUGGACAGUGAAAAUGCAGUCUAUAUAAUCAUAGUAGGUCUUUGUUAGGCCUCGCCUAAUGACAGGUGCCCUAUAGGUAUCAUUUUAUGUCAAUGAAGUUGUUUCUUUGAAAAGAAUUUCAUGAACUUUACACUUGAUUUCACAGAGAAAGGCCUGAUUUAUCAGAUUUGUCAUUGAAUACAUAGUUAUGGGAGUCGGAAUUUUUUUGUGAAAUCAGUAAAAUAAUGAUAGCAUCUUCUUUGAUAUGCAAUAUCUUUGAGACUAGAAUUUUUUUUAGGGUGGAUGUACGAAUUCAACUACCAGACCAGAUACAUGUAGUUCAGUGGUACAGCACCAGAUGGUUAAUAUUCAUUGUAGGUCUCUUUCUCACUUGGAAGUUUUCUGUUAAAUAUGAGAAAGUAUUUAAGCUUGUUACAAUUAUCGGUAUCAAUGGCCAUUUUCACAAAAAAUCUUUGGAGUAAUAAAGUUUGACUCUGCCUUAAA
Messenger RNA from Ostrea edulis (European flat oyster), 1184 nucleotides. RefSeq lists its product as uncharacterized. The record is from RefSeq and is a predicted model, not a curated record. NCBI's taxonomy places the organism in Eukaryota, Metazoa, Mollusca, Bivalvia, Ostreida, Ostreidae. The transcript is spliced from 2 exons. The coding region runs from base 264 to 572 and encodes 102 amino acids.